AUGCGGGACGAAUCACACACGCUGGACCCGGACAUCAACGACGACGUGGAUCAGUUCUACCAAGAUCUUUACACGCUAGCGUCGUCUCGUCCCGAUACCUGGCUGAACAAACGUCGGACAGUCCUGGUGGAACGGACGCAACGAGCACUCCAACAGCAGGAUGAAGCCACCCGUCGAGUACUUCUCGAAUGCGCCAAAGAUAUCACCGGAUCGUCACUUAAUGCCUACCGCCGCAUCGUCCCUAUUUACGCCUGGUGUUUGCGAACCGCCGAGGCGGGUGAUCUCCACGCCAAUGACGAAGCACGUCUCUGGUCCGCACUCGCACGUUUGCUUGACGAAGCCGGUGACGCCCAGCUGUUGGACGACACUGUGGCGAUAUUGUCACAGCCUCCGCCGACGGAGUCCGAUCGCCAGCGCUGGACGUCCACCCUCUAUACAUUGGCCUCCACGUUCGCUCUGGACAGUAGUGACAACACCGACAACGCACCAGUUUUGCCAGCGAUCGCCUUGGGAUCGGCCUUGGACAGCGCAACUGCUGCGGACCCGUCACCAUCCACGACACCGGUGGCGUUGCAGUCGAACGAUUGGACCGCCCUGCUCCUCUCCUACACGCUCGCCGUCUAUACGUCGGAAAAUGAGAUGGCUUUGGUACGCACCAUGCUGCAGCACAUUCCGGACGAGACUUUCCAGACGACGGUUUGUCCCGCUUUGUUGCUCAAAGUGAAAUCACAUCCCGAUAAGGCGUGGCCGACCGUCACGGGAUGGAUUCGACACUUCGUGACGGGGACGAGUGAGACCACGGUUGUCAGUCCGGAUUGGUUAGCGCACGUUGUGAAAUGUAUACAAAGCCCCAAAAGCACCAUUCGAGACGCUGCGGUCCGACUCGUACAGGUGUGGGCACGAGCUGCGUCUGCAGGAACCACUUCCAACGGUGUGGUUUUACAGUUUUCCCAGGCAUUGGCCGCGUCGAACGCCACUUUAGUGCCCUCACGAGUGUCGAUGUACGAAUGCCUGACGGAAUUGGCGGAAGUGGUCGAUGUCUCACGGCCCGACACGGAUUCUUCGAUUGUAGAUAGCCUCGGAUCAAUAGUGGACGGAUUGCUGCAUCUGCUCGCCAAGGUACCAGCAACCAAGGCGGAUCCCAAAGUGGUAAUAGGGAUGCGAGCACUGCUAGCAUGGACAUUGCUUCUACGUAAUGUCCUCGGUUCGGAUGUUGAGGAUGACGACAACAACAACGCAAAGGUCUAUCGACAAGCCCUGCAUACAAUGAAGCAACCCCUUCUGCUCGUGGCUAAACCCUCGACGGACACUGCGGGACCAAUACUGUCGUUGCUCUUGUCGCGAGUGCAUCCGGAUACGUUGGAACCAUUGGUCAAGGAUUGGUUCGUGGAUUUGCAAUUACAGAAAGCCAUGGAGACGUGGGUGGAGGUGGCAAACACGAAAAAGACUUUAUAUUGGGAAGGUUUAGCCUGUUUGUAUUUGACCGUCUUGCACUCCGCGGUGACGUCUCAACCCAUACCGUCCUGGGCACACAAAGUCAUUGGUACGGGCGGAAACGAUGCAUGCAAUACCAAGACGACGUGUUUUCUUUAUAGUACAUCAAAUUGCAAUGGUCUUUCGCGAAUUAUCGUGGCUCGCAUUGUUGCCUUGUACGUGCAAUUGGCUUCGCAACGAAGCGAUGACGGCAACGCCAGCGAAUCAUUUGUCAAUGCGUUUCCGAGAUCGAAUAGUAUCUCCGCUGCGGCAUCGGCCUUGGCUGUGGGUGUCAUUUCAAUCACGACGGGUGAAGACUUGUCGCGGAACGCCGCCACGGACGUGGCCGCGUUACUUGCUUUGUGGAAGACGAUUCUGACCUACAAACCCAGCGCAGCACAGACCCUGACGCUAGCCUUGGCUGCAGUAGUCAAUCAACAAGGUGUGGUCUGGGAUAAGCGAUCCCGGCAAGAAAAUGCCACGCGAGAAGCGCGAGAGUCAGAAAUCUCAGGAUUGGCACGGACUAGUUUUCCUAUAGAUGGUCACGCUGUCCGGAGAGUUGCACAUUUGCUCCGAGAAAAGUGUCCUGAUGUCGUAUCGGUUUGGAUUUUGAUGCACGUGAAUUCGUCGCUCAAAACGGAAGGCCACCAACGGACGGCUCUUGUGUUUAACACGUUGCGAGCUCUUCAAAGUACCUUGGAUCGUCGCGAUAACACAGCGAUCGACGUGGAAAUUUGGGCGGCCGAAAUUGUUUCUUGGACUGGACAUUCGCAAUCAAAAGAUUCAGCAAUUACAAGCGGAGUCUGGCACAACGCCGUCUUGAGUUUGACAACGAGUUUGGGAGGCGUGGCGAGCAACUGCUCGUCGGAACUUAACCAAGAUGGUUGUGAAGUAUCAGCCUACACUGUAGCUUACAAACUCUGCCACUCUUUGGGAGCGCGCUGGGCCGAUCGUUUAAGACACCUCCUGUCGAAGGUGGAAGGCUUGUCAGACCAUCAAAUUGCCGUCUAUCAGACCCCUUUUGGGACGCUUUACGCGUCUGAUGACGAGAAACCAGCUGUGGAACGAAAAGGUGGCAAGAAGCACUUGACGGAAGAGGAAGCGUGGGAGAUACAAAUGAAAACAGAAAUGGCCGAAAAAAACGAGACGACUAAUUCUUCUACAAGCAGACCUCUCUCUGUCGAAGAACAGAGAAUUGUUGAUUCCCAGGACAAUGUUCGCGGCGAAGUUUCAGCACUUCUCGAGGAUGAUUACUGUCGGGUACUUCACUCUAUUCGCACACUUUGUGCCUCGGAUAUCGAGCUGGGGAACACUUGUCUACCAGCUGUCUUUGAAAUAAUCUUGCAAACAGCCGUCGCGUCCUGCCCCGCUAUCUCAAAGCUUCGUACUUUACAGGAUGUUAGUUUUGUUACCUUGACUACACUUGCCACUUGCGUGUAUGAAAUACAUGAAAUACACGCACCCACAUUGGCUCAGGCGCUGAUGAUCAGUUGUCGAAAGGGAACGGCGGUUGAGGAGGGUAUCUUUCACAAGAAAGAAGGUAGAGCUUUGUCCGUGUCACCUUUACCGUCUCCUUGUGCAUCGGCGGCUUGCGUAAUCUACGAAAUGGAUCACUUUGGUGAACCUCUCUCUGGAUCUUCCUUUCAGUUCUUGUUCCCUAUUGUAUACUCUUCUUUGCUGGGACCCCGUACUCCGCCUGGGUGCGAAGCAGCCGUUCGUGUUUUGGACAGACACACUCUCUUGCUGUCUGGUAGAAGCUCAAGUGAGCUUGUCACCCCACUCCGCAAGGAUAUGGCGGCUGGUCUCUUGGGAUUGCUCAAGUACGAUAGAGCGCAGACAUUUCAGGACCCUACGGCGUAUGAAGCCUUGGUCGCAUGCUAUCAUAUCGACGAUUCGAGUAGUUUUCCGUUGAGUGCAAAUGAGUUGGCUCCUCUGCUGGACGAGCGAGGAGCUCUUGGAGGCAAGAACUGCCGAAAGGCAGCAAUGCUGGCACUCGCAAAAAUUGCGUCUGUCCAGCGCAAGACAGUCAAAAUGAAUCCUCUGGUAGAGAACCGAAUCUGGUUGAAUUGUUUUGAAGAGGAUGACGACGUCCGCUCGGAAGCGCAAAAGGCCUGGGCUAUUGUCCACGAAGCUGAGAGUUUCGAUUGCAAGGAUACACCUCGGCCAUCUCCCCUCUACGCAGCGCCUUUGCUUCCUCUUUUGAACAACCGCGAUAAGUCCAUAGUCCACGCAGCAGCUUCUGCGUUUGCUCAUGCAAUGGCUUUGCAUCCCAACUCUGUGAGUAGGAACGUUGAGACUUUGUGUAAACUUUACAUCGAAGCCUUUCCGACAGCGAGGCAACCAGCUUUGUCUGAAAACCUGUUGAAAGCGGCGAAUUCAUUGCCAGCCCCCGCGAAGAAAAAGCCGAUUCUAGCUGGGUUGUCAAGUAAAAAGGUACCGCCAAAGAAGUCAGCUCUCGCUGUCGCCGGUAUCGGAAAGCAAAGGACAAGUAAGAAGAAAGCCGCAAGUUCCGCAUUGUUAAAGCCAAAAGAAGAACGCACUCUUGACCCGGAGGCUUUGGAAAGUCAGUUUACAGGAGUAAGAGGUCCAAGCAAGACAGAAGAUCAGGAUUCGCCAGAUAGGAUCUCGACGCGUCUUGGAGUGCUGAGCGCGUUAGCGGCGACCACGAGCUCCACAAUGAGAGUAGAGAUGGACGAGACCACCUUGAAGCUUCUCACGAGCUUUUUGAUGGCGUAUGGUAUUGCGGAUAGCAAUGAUGGUGUAAAAGGUGCAGCACGGAACACUUUGCGAGACGUUGUGGCUUCAAAUGGUGGCUCGGAUGAAGCGAUCGCUUUUUUACUCCCACACCUUGAAGCCGUGUUAAGGACUGGAGUGGCCAACGAGGCCGCCCUGAGUUCUUUGCCAAUCGAUAAGGUCCCGCGAGAUACUUCUGCUUCCGACAGGCGGAAAGAAGGAGCUGUAGUCGCACUCGGAUCAGUCGCUCUUCAUUUGAAGGGCCCAGCGAACGAGGAAAAAGUUGAUGGCACUAUCGCUAUGCUUAUUUCUGCACUGAAGACACCGAGUGAAGAGGUUCAGACUAGUAUAGCUGACGCCUUGACAAAACUCAUGAAGAAGGGUCGCACACAAGAACGGAUCGAAAGUAUUCUUACAAGCCUUCUCCAUGACUGUCUUUUCGGGGCUACCCUUGCACAAAGACGAGGUGCAGCGUACGGUUUAUCAGCGGCAAUCAAAGGGAGUGGUAUCACUGCGUUGAAAAAGUACGACAUUGUAAGAAAACUUGAGGAAGUAUGUGUGACAGGUGAAGCUAGUGGCAAAGAAGGGUCACUAUUUGCGAUCGAACUUCUCAGUGAACGAUUGGGUCUGCUAUUCGAGCCGUACGUGAUAGUUUUACUCCCGGCCUUGCUAAAGUCUUUCUCAGACACUAGCGACCACGUUCGGAUUGCUGCCUCUCACACCGUUGGGCUCAUUAUGAGUAAGCUUUCUGCUCAUGGGGUCAAGUUGGUAAUGCCAGCUGUUCUUAAGGCUUUCGAAGAUCCUGCAUGGCGAACGAAGCAGGCUUCGAUACAUAUGCUAGGCUCAAUGAGUCACUUGGCUCCAAAGCAGCUUGCAUCUGCCUUACCGAAAGUAGUUCCAAAACUUACUGAGGCGUUUAGUGAUACGCACCCAAAAGUUAAACAGAGCGCUCAAGAGGCUUUGGACGAAAUCAGUACAGUAAUCCGCAAUCCUGAAAUUUCCUCCAUAAGUAGUAUCCUUCUCAAAGCGCUAACAGAUCCAGCAGACAAUACAGUUAAAGCCCUCGAAGGGCUAAUUGAGACAGAGUUCUUACACGCAAUUGACGCUCCAAGCCUUGCCCUCAUUGUUCCAAUUCUUCAUCGAGGGCUUAGGGAUCGAGGUGCCAACAGCAAACGCUACGGUGGCCUCAUCGCGGGAAAUAUUUGUACGAUGAUUAAUGACCCAAAAGAUUUUGUCCCAUACUUACCGACGCUCCUGCCAGAUUUGCAAACUGCGCUCCUAGACCCUAUCCCUGACGUAAGGAGCACAGCUGCAAAAGCUCUUGGCUCCUUAACACGCAGUCUUGGUGAGUACAUCCUCCCAGACCUUCGUCCAUGGCUCAUUAGGAAGCUCCGUGACCACACCUGCAGCUCUGCAGAGCGCAGCGGCGCAGCACAAGGUCUCACGGAAGUCCUUGUUGCUUCUGGGAGUGCGGUUGUUGAUGACGCCAUGCGGAAUGAAAUUCUGCCUUUGCGAAGUUAUCCCCAAGCCAGCACCCGAGAAGGUGUUCUGUGGAUGUUGACAUUUCUUCCACCCGCUUUAGGACAAGGUUUUACUCCUCUCAUUGAUGUAUCCUUACCUGCACUAAUCAAUGGAUUGUCAGAUGACAGCGAGCCUGUUAGAGAUGUUGCAAUGCGAGCCGGAAGGGUUCUUAUCCGUAGUCACGGUAAAGUUCAUGUCGAUAAGAUCCUGCCAAGCCUUGAACUGGGUCUUCGUGACGAGGACUACCGCAUUCGUGUUUCGUCCCUCUCGCUUCUGGGAGAUCUUCUCAGUACAAUCGGAGGCACUUCAAUGGUUAAGGGAGACGGUGACACACAAGAUGACAUUCGAAAAGCCGAGCGCGCUCAAGCCCAAAUCGCGCUUGCGCUUGGUCCCGAGACACGACGGCGCGUAUACAGUGGACUUUACAUGGCGAGAAAUGACUCGACACAUGCUGUUCGCACUAGCGCAAUUCAAGUUUGGAAAACGGUUGUUAGCGUUACAGCUCGAACUCUUCGAGAUAUCUUGCCGGUGCUUGUGUCGCAGAUCAUUGCAAAUCUUGCCAGUGGACAUGAGGAGCGUACGGAAGUUGCUGGUAGGUGUUUGGGCGAUGUGGUUAGCAAGCUAGGCGACUCUGUUCUUCCACAGAUUAUUCCGGUCCUUCGAAACGCUCUGUACGAUGGUGAUACAGACACGAAGCGUGGCGUCUGUGUUGGACUAACCGAAGUCAUCAACCGUUCAACAAAAGAUCAAAUUAUCAAGUUCAUCGAGAUAAUUGUUAAGGUGGUGCAGGACGCACUGUCUGACGACGACGAAGUUGUGCGCCAGAUGGCGGCAGCUAGCUUUCAAAGUCUACAUAGUCUUGUUGGAAGCAGAGCUUUCGAUGAGGUUGUUCCGUCUCUUAUGGUAUCGCUUGAGGUUAGCGAAAACGACGAAGUUACUCGAACAAAGGCUCUGAAUGGCCUGACAGGAAUUCUCAGUAUUCGUAGUCGCGAGUUGCUACCAUAUAUUGUUCCGCGUCUGAUCGAGCAUCCAAUUUCUGCCAAUCAUGCAAGGGCACUUGCCGGGAUCUCGCAAGUGACAGGAGAUACAAUCUACCAUCAUUUUUCAUCGAUCAUCCCUGCGCUUUUGGGCGAACUAGCUAAAGGAGGGUAUGAUGAGGAAGAUGCGGUCAGACAAUGUUCUAGUAUGAUAUGCGCAUCCGUCCACGAGGCCGGCGUUAAUUGGCUAAUUAGAGAGGUUGUCUCAAAAUGCGGAAGCGACAAAGCCUCUCUAAGAACAGAAAGUUGCCGUAUGCUUGAGGACAUCGUCCGCGAACGUGCUGAGAAGAGGGAUUUCUACGAACAAAUACCUAUUAUACUUCGGGAGCUUUUGUAUCGCCUGAAUGACGAAGAUACUGAAGUUUUGAAAGCAACAAAUUCAGCAUUCUCCACUCUGACGAAAUUCGUCCCUGCCGAAGAGCUCGUCAAACAUAUCGAGUUUAUGCGUAAUCUUCUGGCAAGUAUGGUCAGUGACGCAAGAAGACGGAAGGGCGGAGUUGGUGACGGGGAAUUCCUCCUGCCAGGAUUUAAUAGGCCCAAAGGGCUGGAACCGCUGUUGCCAAUUUACCAACGAGGAAUCCUUUACGGAACCCCCUCAAUUCGGGAGGUAGCGGCUGCUGGAUUAGGAGAGGUACUGACGAUAACUUCAACGAAGUAUUUGGUUGGGCCGUUUAUUAUCAAAAUAACUGGCCCACUGCUCCGUAUCGUUGGAGACCGAAACCCAAGCAACGUCAAGAUUGCCAUUCUAAAGACUUUGGGACUGAUUCUUGUAAAAGGUGGUCCAGCUUUACGAGCCUUUGUCCCGCAGUUCCAAACGACUUUUGUGAAGGCUCUAUCUGACCCAUCUCGCCAAGUCCGAUUAGAAGCGAUCGCUGCACUGUCUCUGUUGAUGCCUAUCUCAUCGCGCGUCGAUCCGCUGAUUAAAGAACUCGUCUCCGGGGCAGCUGGUAAAGCAAUCAUUAUCGAAGGUGUGGCUGCGACAGCAGUUCAAGCAGCUACACUUCAAGCCCUCGCUACCGUUUUGAAAAUUGGAGGUGCUAAGGCCAAACUUCCGUCUACUAUACCUUCAGCUUUGGACGCGUCGGAAAAACUACUGGAAUCUCACGAUGAGGGUGUACGCCACGGAGCAGCUAAGGUAUUGGGUGAGGCUUGUGCGCUUCUAGGAUCCGAGUCCUCGAUCGAAGUCCUCCGUAGUAUAGUUGUUAAGCAUCAUGACAAUUCCAGUGACUCACGUCAUGGAAAGGCGUGCGCAAUUCGAUACAUUUUAUCGACCAAGGAUGGAUCCGCGGUAGAAGAAGCAAUUCCAUCCCUGAAGAAGCUGGUCUGUGAAUACUUGUAUGAUGACAAGAGUAUUGUACGUGAAUCGGCCUGCGUCGCGCUUGGUGCCGUCAUCGGACGAUCUCCCGAUACCAAAGUGGCGUUCCGAGACUGCGAAUCGGUCUUACUGAAGUUACUCGGAAACUCUAAGGAACCUAUGGAAAUUCAUAGAGCCAUAGCCAGGGGCUUCUGUGUGGCACUGAUGAUGAUCAAGAAAGAUCAACGUAUUGAAACAAUGGGACUUCCCCUACUAAAUGAAUGCUUGCAGCAAGCUCUAAGUGGAUCACAGCGAGUUCAGUUCGCCUAUAACGAUGUCCUGUGGUUGGCUUUGGAUGUGCCUUCAGGUCAGGACGGUCUCAAACGCUAUAGUGAAUCACCAUCUUAGACGAUUAAAGAGUGCAGUAGCUUCGGCUGAUCAUGUUUAUUUAUCAUUCAUAGCAAAGUAUGGUUUCGCCUGCUCGUUGUAGGAUUCGAAGCCAACGCUCAUUUCGGAUACCCACAAAUGUUGGCUCAAGAUUGCACCCUUUCUAUGCGUAACUGACACUUAAAAUUGACCCACAUGCAUCAGACUGUACCACUCGAACGUUUCUGCUGCUCAUCGUAAACCUCAUCAAACGCCUGCCCACAACCACUAAGGAAAGUGCAGAACUCAACGAAA
Messenger RNA from Phaeodactylum tricornutum CCAP 1055/1, 8739 nucleotides. RefSeq lists its product with no specific name. Gene Ontology annotation, molecular function: protein binding; protein kinase regulator activity. Gene Ontology annotation, cellular component: cytosol. The coding region runs from base 1 to 8466 and encodes 2821 amino acids. Gene Ontology annotation, biological process: regulation of translation; cellular response to amino acid starvation. Lineage: Eukaryota; Bacillariophyta; Bacillariophyceae; Surirellales; Neidiaceae. The record is from RefSeq and is a predicted model, not a curated record. The transcript is spliced from 6 exons.